GGAUCUUUGUGGGAAAUGUCUGUCACAAUCAACGGUGGAUUUGCCUUUGUCUAUGAAGCACAGGACCUUGGUAGUGGAAAAGAUUAUGCUUUAAAGAGACUUCUGUCAAAUGAAGAAGAAAAGAGCAAAGCAAUCAUUCAGGAAGUUUGCUUUAUGAAAAAGCUUUCAGGGCAUCCAAACAUUGUACAGUUUAGCUCAGCGGCUUCCAUAGGGAAAGAAGAAUCUGAUACUGGACAAGGAGAAUAUCUUAUACUCACAGAACUAUGUAAAGGCCAGUUGGUUGAAUUUUUGAAGAGGGCUGAAGCAAAUAAUCCACUGCCAUGUAACACAGUGCUGAAGAUAUUUUAUCAGACUUGUCGUGGAGUGCAACACAUGCACAAGCAGAAACCACCAAUCAUUCAUCGAGAUCUCAAAGUCGAAAACCUCUUGGUCAGUCAUCAGGGCACGAUUAAACUCUGUGAUUUUGGCAGUGCCACAAGUAUAGCACACUAUCCUGACUACACCUGGUCUGCACAGAAAAGAGCAAUGGUGGAAGAAGAGAUUACAAGAAACACAACCCCAAUGUACCGGACACCAGAAAUAAUAGAUCUUUAUUCCAACUAUCCAAUCAAUGAAAAACAGGAUAUAUGGGCUUUAGGUUGCAUCCUCUACCUUUUGUGCUUUAAGCAGCAUCCAUUUGAAGAUGGUGCUAAGCUUGGAAUAGUAAAUGGAAAAUACUCAAUUCCUUUGAAUGAUACCAGAUACACUGUUUUUCAUGAUCUUAUUCGUAAUAUGAUGAAGAUAAAUCCUGAAGAGCGAUUGACUAUUACGGAGGUUGUGAAUCAACUGCAGGAGAUCGCUGCUGCUAGGAAUAUUAAUCUUAAAUCCCCAAUUACAGAGCUCCUGGAACAGAAUGGAGGGGUGGCCAACAGUACGAUGGCAAGUUCAGCGCCACAGUGGAACAAACCAGCAGGACAACUGAACAACAUGCACAAUGCAGGUAUUGAAAAUGAUGUAUCACAUCAUGGAGGGUUGUUUGAUAUCCUCAAAGGAGGUACGGAGCGCUUCUUGACUAACAUCAAAGAUACGUCCUCAAAGAUGAUCCAGUCAGUUGCCAACAAUCCCAGCUAUGCUAAAGGAGAUUUGGACAUUUCAUAUGUUACGUCAAGAAUAGCCGUUAUGUCAUUUCCAGCUGAAGGUGUUGAGUCUGCAAUCAAAAACAACAUUGAAGACGUUAGAUUGUUUCUGGAUUCCCGCCACCCAGGACAUUAUGCAGUGUACAAUCUAUCACAACGAACCUACAGAUCCUUCAAAUUCCAUAACAGAGUUUCUGAAUGUGGCUGGCCAGCACGACGUGCCCCGAGUCUACAAAACCUGUACAAUAUUUGCAGAAAUAUGCACUUAUGGCUGAAGCAAGAUCAGAAGAAUAUUUGUGUUGUCCAUUGCCUUGAUGGCCGAGCAGCAUCUGCAGUGGUGGUCUGUUCUUUCCUGUGUUUUUGUCGUCUCUUCACCACCGCUGAAGCUGCAGUCUACAUGUUCAGUAUGAAGAGGUCACCACCUGGAAUCUGGCCCUCACAUAAACGAUAUGUAGAAUACAUGUGUGACAUGAUGGCUGAGGAGCCUAUAAUCCCCCAUAAUAAACCCAUCAUGAUCAAAUCAAUUGUGAUGACACCUGUUCCUUUAUUUAAUAAACAACGCAACGCUUGCCGACCAUUCUGUGAGAUAUAUGUGGGUGAUGAUCGAGUAAUGACCACUUCUGAAGAAUAUGAUAAAUUGAGGGAAUUUAAAAUGGAAGAUGGCAAGGCAAUAAUUCCACUGGGUUUAAAUGUCCAAGGUGAUGUUCUCAUUGUGAUCUUUCAUGCAAGAUCAACACUUGGAGGAAGACUGCAGGCAAAGAUGACUUCAAUGAAGAUGUUUCAGAUUCAGUUCCACACUGGAUUUGUGCCUCGGAAUGCUACGUUGGUCAAAUUUGCGAAAUAUGAUCUUGAUGCAUGUGACAUUCAGGAGAAAUAUCCAGACCUCUUCCAGGUAACUCUGGAAGUAGAGGUGGAGCCUCGAGACAACAUCAGCAGCAGUGUACCACCAUGGGAAAACUUAAUGACAAAAGGACUCAAUCCUAAGAUUCUUUUCUCUAGCCGUGAAGAGCAGCAAGAGAUGUUAUCUAAAUUUGGAAAACCUGAACUACCCAGACAACCAGGGUCAACAGCGCAGUAUGAUGCAGAGACUCCUAAAUCGGACCACGCUUCACAGAAUACAAGUGAAGAGGAGACAUCACAUCAAAACAGUGAUACCUCCAACAGCUUUUUUGAAACAUUAAAUUGGGAAGAAGCAAAAGAGGACUCCCGGGCUACUGAUGUACAAACUCCUGAUGAAGGUCAUCCAAGCUUGGUGGAUGAAAGUGGACCAUCAGAUGAUGAUUUUGCUGCUUUUUCCAGUGAGCGUAACGCUACGAAGGUUGAUGAGCCAGAGACCCCUACUCAGCCAGAACAAACAAACACCGUAAACUUUUUUUUUGAAGCAGACAUCGAAGGUUCAACAGACCAAACUACAGAAGCUUCCACUGAGGACAGUGUGGAUUUACUGGGACUAAAUAACGAUGCCCAGGCUGACAUUGCACCUCCAACAGUGGAAAUGAAAAGUUCAUCGAGCAAUGCUGAUUUGCUGAACGAUUUGUUUGCUGGAGGUCCAACAGAAAUGCAGCAAGAAUUCGCAGCCGACCUCAUUGGGGGAGGAGAUGAUUUCUUUUUCAGUGGGGCACCUCAACCAGUUGAACCAGUUCCUGUAGCUCCCGUGUUGCAUACUUCAGCAGCAGACUCUUUUGAUCCAUUUGGUGCUGCAUUUUCAACAUCCAAGACUGAUCAAACUGAGCCAGACUUAUUUGGACAGUUUUUCACUCCUAAUGCUCCUGCUUUUUCAUCCACAAAUGGUAUGCCUCAUCCAUCAUCGAGUUCAGAUUUUUUCAGUAUGGGAAAUGUAACACCUGAGCUAUCAAAAGUGUCAUCGUCUGCCAGUCAACCAGACCUGAUGAGCGGAUGGAAUGCGUGGCCUUCCAGCAGCACAGUUCCCCAAACAAAUAACAAGACAGCAUUUGGAGCUACAAUGCAAAGCUCAACAUUUACUUCAGCAUCUGGUGCUGCCUCUGGUCCUGCUUCGAAUGUAUCAUUUAGUCAUUCAAAGUCCUUUGAUCCAUUUGCUGACAUUGGUAACCUUGGUUCCAGUUUACCAGGUUCCUUGAGUGGAGGAUUUACAGCUGGAGGAACAUUGACUCAGAAAUCUGCACAGCCAGCAAUGGGCAGUAGUUCCUGGCAGUCUGGCAGAACUCUGGGCAGCAAUACUACUCCACAGCAGCAAUCAAAGGCACAUCCGCCUAGACCAGCAGCCCAGACUAAACCCAACUACAAUUUGAAUUUCAGCGUCAUGGGUAGACGGGAGGAACGAGGCAUCCGAGGGCCUGGAUUUGGACCAAAACCAAAAGUUUCUGCAAACGACUUUCAGGAUCUAUUGUCUGACCAAGGAUUUUCUAGCACAGCGGACAGAAAAGAACCUAAGACUAUUGCAGAAUUACGAAGAGAAGAACUGACUAAAGAAAUGGAUCCUCUAAAACUGAAGAUCCUUGAUUGGAUUGAAGGAAAAGAGAGAAAUAUAAGGGCUUUAUUGUCAACUCUACACACAGUACUGUGGGAGGGUGAAACUAAAUGGAAACCUGUGAGCAUGGCAGACAUUGUGCACCCAGACCAAGUGAAGAAGGUCUAUCGGAAAGCUAUACUUGUAGUCCACCCAGACAAGGCUACAGGUGAACCCUAUGAACAGUAUGCCAAGAUGAUCUUCAUGGAACUGAAUGAUGCUUGGUCAGAAUUUGAAAACCAGGGAUCAAGGACACUCUUUUGAAUCAUCAAACUUCUGAAUAUAAUUGACAAGGCUGCUCCAAGUGCUAUGAUGGUGUGUUUUUAACUUCUAUUGGAACAGCCACUGCAAAAGAUAUUCAUAUCUUCAGUUGUCUUAAAAUUUCAUCUUCAUGAACUGCAGAGUUGUAGUUUAAAAUGUGUGGAGUUCUUCCUACAGACACUUGAUUGACGCCCUUCCCACAUCAAUAAGACAAUCUUUUUCUGCUGCAGGGUGAUGACUGUGCUUAGACACCCUCUUAAAAACCACAUUUAUAUCUUUAAAAUCAUUGCAGUGAUAUUUUCUUGAAAUGUGUUUGAAAGUCUAAUCUGUUUUGACAGAGAACUUAAACUACUAGGUGUAAAUGUUGGAAAAGGAUUCAAAGGAAGAAUUUUGUAUUAAGAUAUUCUAAAAAUGUAUAGUGAUAGGCUUAUUAAAUUUAAUGAACAUAUUCAACAAUUCCUUACCUUCAAAAGUUGGAGUUGAAGCAUUCCUUGGCAUGUUCAGCCCACCUGGCCAUCUUCUGUAGUCUUUGUUCAUGUUUGCUAUAUUUUGUUUGUAAUUUUAUCAUGGCUGUCUUUUAUUGAUUUCAAUUUAAUCAAAAGAUUAAUGGUCAGAAACGAUUUUGUUUUGUUAGCCCAUGUAGACUAUGCAUGACUUUCUGAAACUUGAAAUUCCUUUCAACAAUCUCUAGCUUUUUCAUUUUUAUGUUGAUUUCUGUAAUAAUGUAAAUUUAGUGUUCAUGAGUGUGUAUUAUGUGCUGUGAAUUGGGGCGUUGACCUACUUUGAAGCAUUAUGUUCCUGUUUUAGAUUUCAGUGACUAUUGAAAAUGGUUGUGCACCGUGCUUUAAGGUUUAACAUGUCAGUGUUACGAUCUUGACAUGUGAGUCUUCAAGUGUCAGCUAACACCUGAGAGAAAUCAUUUGUAGUAACUUAAGUGAAGUAAAUGUUAAUUACUUUUUCCUUGUAAAAAUUGGAAGUGUUUGCACUUUACACUGAAGCCACUCUUUGGUUGACUAUCCACUGAAUGCUACUUUCCAAAAGGUGGAAUUUAGAAAACUUUUCCUUUGUUGUGUACAUAAAAAAGAAACUUUCCUGAUAUACUUUCCGUUCAAAGGUCCUGUUUUACAUGGUCAUUGUUUGUCCAGAAUUAACUAAGAAUUCCUUUUCUUCUAAAGAAAGAAAUGCAUGAAUGGUGGGAUUGUUCAGAAUUGGUAGAAUUCUAAUAUCAAAGUCCAUUCUCUCCCAUUGCUAUUUGAUUUAGAGAGUGCGAUUUAAUUCAUUCACAGGUAACUAAUUUCUGCGCAUUGAAUUUGGCUUGCCCCAGAAAUGAUACAAUUUGACAGAAAUCUGGUUUGCAAAUCUAGAUUAACUAAACAAAUGUUUCUUGUUAAGAAAGGCUUACUAAUGCAGCCAAUUUAUCAAAAAAUGAAACACCAUUUGCUUGACUGUUGGGUAGUGAAGAAAGACAGAGAAUCUGUAUUACAAGCAUUUAGAAAUAUUCUGUAUUAAAAUCUGGCCAUAUAAUGUGGUAUUCUUAAUGUUCCAUCAGUAUUUUAAAGGUAGUUUUAAUUUUUUUUUACUUCUCUGCUCCUUUUUGUUGCCUCCAUGUUGACAUACUUUAGGCAGGACUGUGAAAAAACAUAAGUCUGAAUUGUUCGCUCCUGCCAACAGUGCCGUUGUGUGUUCUAAAGUUUGUCUACUAGAUGAUUCUUUUAAAAAGUCUGGAGAGCAAUUCUUAAUGUUGCGAGAGUCUUUGUUUAGCAAACUGUUUAACAUCAUCAAAAUUGAAUUUAAAGUAUCAACUCAGCUGAGAAUUCACAUCCAUGUGUUCAGUGUGGGACCAGAGAUCCUGCUGACUAGAGCUUACACAUGCAGCUGGAGAUUGCACAGUAUUUAACAAAAACAAAAUAACAUUUUUGAUAUCAUUGUGAGGUUAACCUGAAGAAAAGUUAUAUGCCAUGUGAAAAAUCUGACAUGUUUACCAAGUAACCUUUUUGCUUGAAGAUUACAAUGAACAAAGACAAUGAUGUGGCUUGCAAAAUGGAUUCACAACUGAACUGUUUACAUGUGUAGUGAACAUUACUAUUGAAGUUGAAACAUACACUCAUAGCACCUGUGUUUUGGUAUUCAAAAUAUAAGGGCUGAAAAGCUUGCUGAGAAAGUACAUGUCAAGUCAUAAGGAUCUUGAUUUUUCUUUGCAUAUUUGUAUAUCUUGGCAGGUAGUUGCUUAAUGAAGGAUGCAUUGUGUAAUUUUACCUGGGAACACAUAGUUGAAAUAGCAAGUGAUGCAUAUUAGGAAUUUUGUAUUACUGAUGAGACACUCCUAAAAUGGCAGGUGAGAAAUUGGGCAUUACAGCCAUUUAAGGCAUUCAGAUAAUAAAUUCCACGUGCAAAAUGAGAUACAUUUUCCUCUUCUAUUGACCAUAACUUAUAGAAAAUAAUGAUUUGGUUGCACAACUACUUUUAAAUCUAACAUAGUCUUAAUUUGUGUGAUUCUUCUGGGAUAUAUUGAAGGGACUUGCAGAAAAUAUUCUUAUUUUGGACAACUAUCUGAAAAUAUGUUACACGUUGCAUUUUUUAAAUAUGAAAAUAUUGUAUUAUCUAUAGAUUGUACAACAUAUAUGUGUAUAUAUAGAAGGAAGUAAAUUGAAACCCCAGACAUUGGAAACAGGGAUCCAUGUAAUAAAUACAAUAUAGAAUCUGUUGAUUUAGUCAUAUACAUCUCUGUCUGGAAAUAUGAGUAUCUGAUCUGUGAAUUGCAUUUAUGGCUAAUAAAACAGAUUAAUUUA
This is a messenger RNA of Rhincodon typus (whale shark), 6653 nucleotides long. It is a transcript of the gene gak, whose product is annotated as cyclin G associated kinase. The record is from RefSeq and is a predicted model, not a curated record. Gene Ontology annotation, molecular function: protein serine/threonine kinase activity; AP-2 adaptor complex binding; ATP binding. Gene Ontology annotation, biological process: protein phosphorylation; regulation of clathrin-dependent endocytosis; positive regulation of Notch signaling pathway. Gene Ontology annotation, cellular component: cytoplasm. NCBI's taxonomy places the organism in Eukaryota, Metazoa, Chordata, Chondrichthyes, Orectolobiformes, Rhincodontidae. The transcript has 29 exons. The coding region runs from base 16 to 3867 and encodes 1283 amino acids.